This is a messenger RNA of Anastrepha obliqua, 2616 nucleotides long. RefSeq lists its product as uncharacterized. Gene Ontology annotation, molecular function: growth factor activity; heparin binding. The transcript has 6 exons. Gene Ontology annotation, cellular component: extracellular region. Bases 504 to 1064 code for a protein of 186 amino acids. Gene Ontology annotation, biological process: mesoderm morphogenesis. NCBI's taxonomy places the organism in Eukaryota, Metazoa, Arthropoda, Insecta, Diptera, Tephritidae. The record is from RefSeq and is a predicted model, not a curated record.
UUGCGUUCAGUACGACGGUAGCGUGCAAAGGGCAUAGUUUGGCAACGCAGAAAGGAGAUAACUAGUUACUUUUCAGCAGAUUUCAAUAAAAAGCCAAUUUAUAUAGUGACACUUGUGUUGAUUUCAAUCAUUUAACGCCGAAUAUUUGGCCUCAGUCGUCGUGCAUCUUAAACAUUCGGUAUUUAUAUACAACGCUACGUUGCGAGCCGUUUAUAUUCGCGAGUAGAUUUCAAAAGCGCCUGUCACAUGUGCUCAAGUACUAACGAAUUUGGAAAAGUGAACAAUUCAACUAUUUGAAAAUCAAAUAUUUCUGGCGUUUGAAGUAAAGUGGUAAAACAAAGACAAGUUUUAUAGUACAGUCGCAGCAGCAGCAGUAAGAGCAAAUAAGACGCAAAUCAUUACCGCCGUACAUCCUCUCUUACUCAUUCAUCACCCAGCACAGUGCACUCACAUUCACACACAUACUUGCACCAAAGCACCGCCGAAGUACUUCGUUGAUCAGGAUGCGACGUUGUCAUUUAAUUGCGCUGUCGAUUGGCGUGUGUGUGGCAGCAUUGGCGCUGUUACCCGCCACCGUUUGCGCCACCACAGAAGUACAGGAGACGCCACUGGCGUUGCCCGUCGCCGAUCAGACACAACCGACCACGGCAACACAGGGUGAAAUUUGGGAAGAAGAUGAUCACGAGAUUUUGAUACGGAACGAACGUGGCACAAAGAGCGAUGGUCUCUCCUGCCGUUAUGGAAAAAAUCCAUGGACCGAAUGUGACCAGAAAACCAAUACACGCUCACGAACGUUGACAUUGAAAAAAGGCGAUCCGGCAUGCGAUCAAACGCGAACCAUACAAAAGAAAUGCAAAAAAGCCUGUCGAUAUGAGAAGGGUUCCUGGUCUGAGUGUGCUACCGGUCAAAUGACACGCGCUGACAAAUUAAAGGUGACUAGCGACCCAUCGUGCGAAGCAACACGUGUCAUCAAGAAAAAUUGCAAACCUGGCAAAUCCAAGGAUAAGAGCGCCAAAGAGCAACGCAAGAAUAAGGAAAAAGGUGUACGCAAAGCACGCGCUUAAGUCCCCAACAACACACUACAAACCCAGCGAACAGUUUCAAUUUCAAUUCAAGAGAUAUAAAACUGAAUUAACUGAGACAGAAUGCAACAUAAAACGCAUACAAAUAUCGUCACACACAUACAAACAUAUACGAAACAAUACAAAAAGAUGAAAUUCGCCAAAUGGGAAACGAUCAUUUAAUAUUUAAAAUCAAACCGAAAUACUAAUAACUGACAGACAUCUUACAAACACACACACACAACAGUAAAGCAUAAAGUGAAACGAAUAAGUAAUAGAUAAACACAUAAAACAGAAAAUAAAAUAAAAUCAGACCAAAAAAGUUACAUAAAAUUAACCAAGAAAUGCAUAGCUACAGCAAGAGAAAUAAUUAUAAAAGUGAAAACCCCAAAAACCUUAAAAAAGUACUAUUUAUAGAGAUCUCCAGAAUUUGAUUACAAAAAUAGUAAACACUGAAAAAUACGUUUAAAGUAAAAAAAACAACAGACUUAUAUACCAUAUAUACAUUAAGAGUUGCUAAAAACAGAAGAGUUGCAAUUACAUACCAAAACAAAAAUACAUAAAUUACAAAACCCAGACAAAAAACAAAAAGAAUAUUAAAAUGAAAAUAAAAGACAGUAAAAUUAUACAUAUACAUACAUACAGUAAGUAAAGAGGCGACAGUCAAAUAAAGGCAGUAAAUGUGAACCCAAAUAAGACAGGAAAUGCAAGCGAAUAAGGGGCAUGGAAGCGAGCCAUGGAGGAUACGCGCCGGUAGUUGCAGACACAGACGAAGAGGUUCACAGCGAGCGGUAGAGAGCAAGACAGAGAGAGAUAGAGCGAGAGAGAGAGUAAAUUAAAAUUUUAUUAAAACUAAAAAAUAAAUGAUUCAACAAAUUUAAAUUAAGAAUUACUACUUAUAUACGAUACAUUACGAGAAAGUAAAAAAAAAGACAAAAUAUUGAAUGAAAUGAAAAAUAAAAAAAAAAACUUAAAAGUAUAUUUGUUUUACAAAGAAAGAUAUUAAGAAGAAAAAAAGCCAAAUCGAAAAAAUAAAAGCAUAUUUAACUUUAAAAGUAAAGAAAAAGCAAAAUUGAAGAAAUCCCAAUUACCAAAAAAUUUACAGAAAAUAGUUAAUAAACAAAAUAUUUGCAUUUCUAUGCUGACAGAAAAAUUGACAUAAACACAAACAAACACACAUACAGACGCAGGCUGCUAUGACCUUUAAGGAAGCUGUACUUCCUCAGAAUUAAAGGCAAAUGAAUACUAAAAGCACGCAUACAUACAUAUAUACAUACAACCAUACAAUACCAUCAAACAGAAAGCAUAUAAUUCAUUAACAGUUAUAAUGCGCUUACAGGCAUUAAACCAACGGAUGUGUCCGAGCAACGCAACAAUGCAACCCAGUUACUUCCUUAUGCCCUUUUGCUGCUACUCUGCCGAUAAUCUGCUGGAAUAUUGCAGCAAUUAUUUGUACAAAACGUGAUAACAGGAAGAGUUAAGAGGGAGAAAUUCUGAAUCUUAUAGUAACUGAUGCUUGUGUAUUGCAGAAAGGAUGUUGCAAAUGCGGAUAGCA